GUAAUAUUUUUUCUGUUUUGCUUUUACGAUGGAAUUAAAUAUUUUUGUUUUAGUUGUUGUAUUUUUAAGCUGUGUGCAAUUUAGUGCCUUGUCAGAGUCUAGAGAUGUGUCAAAGAUUUUGUCAAGAAGAAAACGGUAUGUCGCUUUUCCAGAAGGUUCCAGUUUUUCGUGCGCCGGCUGUGUGACAGUUGGUCUGAUUGGUCAGCCGGCUCCAUCAUCAAGUCCUGGAACUUUCACCUUCAGUCUUAACUGGGCGAUUGCCUAUGAGUUGCCCAAUGUGACAGAAGCUACCAUCUACUUCUUACAGAAGAAAUACUAUAAAAGACAGCAUUUACAGAAGAGAAUCAAUAGGAGGGAAUUAUAUGGGAAAUUGGAGACUAUAUUGGAUAAUAUGGGAUAUAGUGGGAGGGAAUGUAUUUUGAAGACGCUAUGUGAGACCACUCAAAGACUAGUCCCGCAUGGAGACAACGUGGUUGAAGAGAUGUUCAGAACUUUAUUCACCAUGCCACCAGCGAAAGUCCUACCAACGGAGCCUUUGGAGCAUGCAAUAUAUGAUGCCGCUCAUCGUUUGGGCCGUAUCGUCAACUCCUGUGAUAGGUUCAAAUGUCCAAUCUCAUUGGUGGACUUAAUCAAGGGUUAUUACAAUGCUCCUGCACCAAAAGUUGACUUGGGAAGAAACCCUUGGGCAUUGUUUAGUAGUAAUUUUGGAUAGAAUUUAUUUUGAUGUGUUUUUAUUCUAAAUGUCCAUAGGUGGGUUAGAUAUAGGUUGUAUUGUUAUGUUUGUGUAGUCACAUUUAGAAAUAAAUGGGAGAUUAGGACUUCAACAAUUAUUUUUAGGAAAAGCGCUAUAGGGAGCGAGUUUAGUUAAGUUAUUAGUUUUUAAGAUUAUAAAUAAUAUAUUACAUAAAUGUAAAUCGUUGUGACGUCUGUUUAAUACUCAAUUGCUUACGUAUUCGGCUUAUUCACGUAAUUAUUUGACGAGGAACUCGACUAGUUUCAAGCCAUGUUAGUGACUCAUAUUCAUGAGUAGCAUUCCGUGACCCGCGACGCGACGACUAUAGCACUGCUA
Spodoptera litura is the source of this 1069-nucleotide messenger RNA. RefSeq lists its product as uncharacterized. NCBI's taxonomy places the organism in Eukaryota, Metazoa, Arthropoda, Insecta, Lepidoptera, Noctuidae. The record is from RefSeq and is a predicted model, not a curated record.